AUGGAAAGUAGCUUCAUCGACGACGCUGAGUUCUGGCUUCCGCCGGAGUUUCUCACUGACGAGGAUUUUCUCGUCGAGAAGGAGAACAACGGUGGUGGGAUUGAUAAGUCCAACAAGGAUCGUCAUGGAUUUGGGUUAAAAUCGGGAUUCGGCUCUGCCGUUAAACCAACAGGCGACGAGGAGAAUUUCUUGGCCGGACUGACUAAACAGAUGGUUCAGUCAACUGUGGAAGAUGAUUUCUCCGGCGGAUUUUGCGGCCAUCCCGCUUUUUCUUCCGAGAACGACACCAAGGCGUGGGGUACAACUCGUUCGCGUCAAUCGACUCUGUGUGGGGCUGGAAUCGGCUGUAAUUGCCAGAAUCAGAGGUUGAAUCAGAAUUGCCAGACGCGAGUUUCUUCUCAGGCGGCGGCAUGGGAUCUGUACUGCGCCGCGGCGGAGGAACUGGCGAGGAUGAAUAUCAACGACGAAUCGUACGGUUACAACAACCGUAGUGGCAGAGGACUUCUCGAUCUUCCCAGAAAACACCCCCUCUCCGCCGCCAAAAACCCCGGCUCUGGUUUCUACAACCACCAAUCUCUCCGAUACCAGAACCUUCAAGCCAUCCACUUUCAGCAACUGAAGCAGCAACAGUUGAUGAAACAUCAUCGCCAAUUGAUGCAGAGCAGAGCUAAUAGCAACAAAAAUGGUGGUUCUGUGGAUUUGUCGUCAUCUGCAUGGUCUCAUCACCCACAGAGGCGUGAUGGUUCCGUUAUGAGGGCUGUAUUCCUCGGUGACCACACAGGAAAACGUGGAUCAACCGGCACCGGCGUCUUCUUGCCCCGCCGUGUUAACCAUACUCCCCCUGCCACCGCCGAGACUCGCGAGAAGUCCACUCUUUCGACGGUUUUGGUUCCGGCUAGAGUGGCGCAAGUCCUGAAUCUGAACCUAGACGAAUCUGUGGUCAAGCCAGUGGUCCGGUCUCCGGCCAGUCUCAACGACGUGUCGUGGAGACAGAGGAGCAACAAUGGCGGAUUCUCGAGCCAGAUGAAGAUGGAGCAGCCAGUGAGCGAGCCUCGGUUACCUUUGGACUGGGCUUAUUGA
Thlaspi arvense is the source of this 1080-nucleotide messenger RNA. Lineage: Eukaryota; Viridiplantae; Streptophyta; Magnoliopsida; Brassicales; Brassicaceae. The record is from the annotation of a GenBank genome assembly.